AUGUGCCACUUGUCAGGUCUCCUCACACUGCUAUGUGUGUUCCAUUUUGUCAAGGGUGCUGGCAGAUUACGGGGCCUCCUCUAUGCUGCUAGCCAGGCCGUAAUCUGCCAUGGGCCCCCGUACCGCCUCCUCAUGCUGCUGCCAGGGUCCAAGUCUCUUCAUGGGUCCCCUGUACGGGCCUCCCAUUGCUGCUGUCUCCAUCGCCAACACUCUGCCACAUGUGACCACAUUUUCAGGUUCUCCUCACACUGCUGCCAGGCCCGUAAUCUGCCCCCCCCCCUGGGCCCCUGUACCGCCUCCUAAUGCUGCUGCCCAGGUCCAGAGUGUGUCAUGGGUCCCUGUAUGGCCUCCCUAUUGCUGCUGUCUCCAUCGCCACACUCUGCCAUGUGCCACUUUCAGGUCUCCUCACACUGCUGGUGGGUUCCAUUUUUGUCAUAGGAGUGCUGUAUGGCCUCCCAUUGCUGCUGCCCUCCCACCGCCGCACUGUGGUGCUCCACACUCUGGUUUUGGCCCCGUGACUGCCCAAGAUGAUUAGUGAAGCUCUUGUCGGUGUCAGUUCUAAGAUAGAGCGACGGCACUCAUCUGCAUGGUCAUACUGACUGACGGUAAUUAUUUCUCUUCCCCAGCAGACUCCAAAAGGGCAUUUAAAUUAAAGGUACAGUGUUCUCCACACUAAUAUAA
Staurois parvus is the source of this 681-nucleotide messenger RNA. Lineage: Eukaryota; Metazoa; Chordata; Amphibia; Anura; Ranidae. The record is from the annotation of a GenBank genome assembly.